Molecule: messenger RNA, 1770 nt
Organism: Ilyonectria robusta
Lineage: Eukaryota; Fungi; Ascomycota; Sordariomycetes; Hypocreales; Nectriaceae
Product: phosphoenolpyruvate carboxykinase
Exons: 7
Coding region: 1-1770 (589 amino acids)
Biological process (GO): gluconeogenesis
Cellular component (GO): cytosol
Molecular function (GO): phosphoenolpyruvate carboxykinase (ATP) activity; ATP binding
Source: RefSeq, a predicted model, not a curated record
AUGAAGGACCCCGUCUUCAGAACCAAUUCUCCUCACAUCAAUCCAAGAUUCAAAGGUUCAAGGUCCCAGAAUAAGGCAGCCGGUCCCGAUUUGCGCAAGAUGAUUUCCAACAACGUUAACAAGACUGCUCUCCACCCUUCGGGUGUGACUCCCCAUGUGGAGCACACUGAGCUCGAGCAGGAGCUUCACGACAAGGCGCACAUCGACUACGACCGUGUCGCAAUUAUUCCCAACCCCUCAGUCGCUGCCCUCUACGAGGAUGCGCUGGUGUACGAGACUGGAACUGCCAUCACCUCAAGCGGUGCUCUGACUGCCUACUCUGGGGCCAAGACCGGCCGAUCACCCCUCGACAAGCGAAUUGUCAAGGAGCCCUCAUCCGAAGACAACAUCUGGUGGGGCCCCGUCAACAAGCCCAUGACCACUGAUGUCUGGAAGAUCAACCGUGAGCGCGCUGUCGACUACCUGAACACCCGGGAACGCAUCUACGUUGUCGAUGGCUUCGCCGGCUGGGACGAGCGAUACCGCAUCCGUGUCCGUGUUAUCUGCGCCCGUGCCUACCAUGCUCUCUUCAUGCGCAACAUGCUCAUCCGCCCCUCGCGCGAGGAGCUCGAGCACUUCCACCCCGACUACACCAUCUACAAUGCUGGCUCUUUCCCCGCCAACCGAUACACUGAGGGCAUGACCUCCGGCACCUCCGUCGCCAUCAACUUCGACCAGAAGGAGAUGGUCAUCCUCGGUACCGAGUACGCCGGUGAGAUGAAGAAGGGUGUCUUCACCGUCCUCUUCUACGAGAUGCCCAUCAAGCACAACGUCCUGACCCUGCACUCCUCCGCCAACGAGGGCAAGAACGGUGAUGUCACCCUCUUCUUCGGUCUGUCUGGCACUGGCAAGACCACUCUCUCUGCCGACCCUAACCGAGCCCUGAUCGGUGACGACGAGCACUGCUGGAGCGACAACGGUGUCUUCAACAUCGAGGGUGGCUGCUACGCCAAGACCAUUGGCCUCUCCGCCGAGAAGGAGCCCGAUAUCUUCGGCGCCAUCAAGUACGGUUCCGUUCUCGAGAACGUUGUCUUCGACCCCGAGACCCGCGAGGUCGACUACGACGACUGCACCCUCACCGAGAACACCCGUUGCGCCUACCCCAUCGAGUACAUCUCCAACGCCAAGAUCCCUUGCCUGUCAGAAAACUCGCCCUCCAACAUUAUCCUCCUCACUUGCGAUGCCCGCGGUGUCCUGCCCCCAAUCUCCAAGCUCGACCGCUCGCAGACCAUGUUCCACUUCAUCUCUGGAUACACCUCCAAGAUGGCCGGUACUGAGGACGGUGUGAACGAGCCCCAGGCCACCUUCUCCAGCUGCUUCGCCCAGCCCUUCCUCGCCCUCCACCCCAUGAAGUACGCCAGCAUGCUCGCGGACAAGAUCGAGAAGCACGGUGCCAACGCCUGGCUCCUCAACACCGGUUGGGUCGGUGCUGGUUUCGCCCAGGGCGGCAAGCGAUGCCCCCUCAAGUACACCCGCGCCAUCCUCGACGCCAUCCACUCCGGCGAACUCGCCAAGGUCGAGUACGAGAACUACGGUGUCUUCAACCUCCAGGUCCCCAAGACCUGCCCCAACGUCCCCGCCGAGCUGCUCAACCCCCAGAAGGCCUGGACCGCCGGCGAGGAGUCCUUCACGAACGAGGUCGUCAAGCUUGGCAAGCUCUUCCGCGAGAACUUCACCAAGUACGAGAGCGAGGCCACCGAGGACGUUGUCAAGGCCGGUCCCGAAGUUUAA